Messenger RNA from Knipowitschia caucasica, 1212 nucleotides. The record is from the annotation of a GenBank genome assembly. Lineage: Eukaryota; Metazoa; Chordata; Actinopteri; Gobiiformes; Gobiidae.
AUGCCAGACAUCGUAGUAUUGGGUUACAGUAGAAACCCCUCCAUCCUGUCGUUCAUCUUUCAUCCCUCCAUCCUAUCGUUCAUCUGCCAUCCCUCCAUCCUAUCGUUCAUCUGUCAUCCAUCCAUCCUAUCGUUCAUCUGUCAUCCUUCCAUCCUAUCGUUCAUCUGUCAUCCUUCCAUCCUAUCGUUUAUCUGUCAUCCUUCCAUCCUAUCGUUCAUCUGUCAUCCCUCCAUCCUAUCGUUCAUCUGUCAUCCUUUCAUCCUAUCGUUCAUCUGUCAUCCCUCCAUCCUAUUGUUCAUCUGUCAUCCUUCCAUCCUAUCGUUCAUAUGUCAUCCCUCCAUCCUAUCGUUCAUCUGUCAUCCCUCCUUCUUAUCGUUCAUCUGUCGUCCCUCCAUCCUAUCGUUCAUCUUGCAUCCCUCCAUCCUAUCGUUCAUCUGUCAUCCUUCCAUCCUAUCGUUCAUCUGUCAUCCCUCCAUCCUAUCGUUCAUCUGUCAUCCCUCCACCCUAUCGUUCAUCUGUCAUCCCUCCAUCCUAUCGUUCAUCUGUCAUCCCUCCAUCCUAUCGUUCAUCUGUCAUCCCUCCAUCCUAUCGUUCAUCUGUCAUCCCUCCAUCCUAUCGUUCAUCUGUCAUCCCUCCAUCCUAUCGUUCAUCUGUCAUCCUUUCAUCCUAUCGUUCAUCUGUCAUCCCUCCAUCCUAUUGUUCAUCUGUCAUCCUUCCAUCCUAUCGUUCAUAUGUCAUCCCUCCAUCCUAUCGUUCAUCUGUCAUCCCUCCUUCUUAUCGUUCAUCUGUCGUCCCUCCAUCCUAUCGUUCAUCUUGCAUCCCUCCAUCCUAUCGUUCAUCUGUCAUCCUUCCAUCCUAUCGUUCAUCUGUCAUCCCUCCAUCCUAUCGUUCAUCUGUCAUCCCUCCAUCCUAUCGUUCAUCUGUCAUCCCUCCAUCCUAUCGUUCAUCUGUCAUCCCUCCAUCCUAUCGUUCAUCUGUCAUCCCUCCAUCCUAUCGUUAAUCUGUCAUCCCUCCAUCCUAUCGUUCAUCUGUCUUCCCUCCACCCUAUCGUUCAUCUGUCAUCCCUCCAUCCUAUCGUUCAUCUGUCAUCCCUCCAUCCUAUCGUUCAUCUGUCAUCCCUCCAUCCUAUCGUUCAUCUGUCAUCCCUCCAUCCUAUCGUUCAUCUGUCAUCCCUCCAUCCUCGGAGCUGAGUCUGACUUUGUGUGUUUCUGA